Oncorhynchus keta (chum salmon) is the source of this 1805-nucleotide messenger RNA. RefSeq lists its product as uncharacterized. Gene Ontology annotation, molecular function: actin filament binding. Gene Ontology annotation, biological process: Arp2/3 complex-mediated actin nucleation. The record is from RefSeq and is a predicted model, not a curated record. Bases 252 to 1325 code for a protein of 357 amino acids. NCBI's taxonomy places the organism in Eukaryota, Metazoa, Chordata, Actinopteri, Salmoniformes, Salmonidae. Gene Ontology annotation, cellular component: Arp2/3 protein complex; actin cytoskeleton. The transcript is spliced from 10 exons.
UCUCUCUCUCUGUGUCUCUCAAUCUCGCUCUACUUCCUCUUCUUGUGUCCUCUCCAGUCCUGCGCUGCACUGCUUCGUUCGUGUAGACUGCCCAGAGUCCGCGAAUACAACCCUGCUACAACCACACACACAUCAUCUUAUCGUUCCUGUCCACUGGAGGAAGGAGAGUAGAGUUCCAACCAAUCCCUGACAAGAAGAAGACAUUCCGUUCCCAGCCACAUUCCAGAACCCUGUGGACCCCUUGUUGAAGCAUGUCUCUGUACAGCUUUGGGUUGGAGCCUCUCUCCUGUCAUGCCUGGAAUAAGGACAGGACACAGAUUGCUGUCAGCCCCAACAGCAGUGUGGUGAUCAUCUAUGAAAAGAAGGGGAACGAGUGGGCCAAGAUCCACGAGCUGACUGAGCACAGUGGACGAAUCACAGGCAUCGACUGGGCUCCGGAUUCGAACCGCAUCGUGACGUGUGCGUCAGACCGUAAUGCGUACGUGUGGACCCUGAAGGACAAGGUGUGGAAGCCCACUCUGGUGUUGGUGAGGAUCAACCGGGCUGCUACUUUCGUCAAGUGGUCCCCUCUGGAGAAUAAGUUUGCCCUGGGCAGCGGAGCUCGCCUCAUCUCUGUCUGCUACUUCGAGAAGGAGAACGACUGGUGGCUCAGUAAGCACAUAAAGAAGAGCAUCCGGUCCACGGUGAUGUGUCUGGACUGGCACCCCAACAACAUCCUGUUGGCUGCAGGAUCCUCUGACUUCCACUGCAGGAUCUUCUCUGCCUACAUCAAGGAAAUCGAGGACAAGCCAGGCCCGACAGCUUGGGGGGCUAAGAUGCCAUUUGGGGAGAUGCUGCUGGAGACCAAGGACUGUGGAGGUUGGGUACACAGUGUCUCCUUCUCCCCCAGCGGAGACCACCUGGCCUGGGUCGCUCACAACAGCAGCAUCAGUGUGGCCGACGCCACCCAGGGGAAAGAGGUGACUCAGCUGACAACGGACCGUCUCCCUCUAGUGAGCGUGCUCUAUGUGAGCCCCACAGAGAUGGUUGCCGCGGGCCAUGACUGCUGUCCGUUUCAGUUCUCCUAUAAGGGCCCAGGCAGUCUGAAGUUUGUUAAGAAGCUGGACAUCCCCAAGCAGACCUCUAGGGGCAGCAUGUCCGCCAUGCAACACUUCCGCAAUCUGGAUAAGAAGGCUACUGACGACGACGAGAGCAACGAGCUGGGCUGCCUGCACCAGAACAGCAUCACUCAGCUGUGUAUCGUGUCAGGAACUAAGGCCCACGUGGACAAGUACAGCAGUGUGGGUCUGGACGGAGCUAUGGUCCUCUGGGACUUCAAGCACUGAGUUCAUGGAGGAUGCUAGAGCCAUAGGCUGUGUCUUGCCAUCUGUGCGGUCAGCAUUACUCCAGAUGACCAUGGGACUCACCACUACCAGUUGUUAUUAACAUCUACAUUAAGCAGUUAGUCACACCAGGGUUGGGGUCAAUUCCAUUUCAAUUUCAGUCAAUUCGGAAAGUAAACCAAAUUCAUAUUCCAAUUGUUUUAUUUUAUUCCUCAUUGAAAAGCAUUGAAGAGAAUUGGAAUUUCAGUGUACUUUCUGAAUUGACUGGAAUUGAAAUGGAAUUGACCCCAACACAGAGUCACACCACUGUCAAGUUACCCAUUAUUUUACACAGAUAGAUGUGUUAUCAUGUGUAUUCAUUUUCAACUGGAACAGUAGACACUUCUGAAGCUUCAAGAUGUUUUACAAUAAAUCAUGUUGCUUUGUGCUGGGUUUCAAUCAAUGAAUCAAUAUUUUUUAAGUAAAAUAAACAUGCUUUCUACA